CUGUGCAUGCGUUAGCGGGUUUGUCAAGUCAUUGUCUGCCCGUUACGAGCCAAGCCUGUUUAUUGACCAAAAAUGAUUGCCGUCUUUUGCUGACCAUUGCCUUCCUGUACCACGACUUCGACCCUGAGCCUGCCUACCGUCCGCCUGUACUUUUGCCCCGCUGACAGCUUUCCUGGCUACUGGACUUUUUGCAUGGUGUACCUCCCACGCACCCGUCUCAACAUACCUGAAACAAAAUAGUGCACGCGCCGCCCGAGAAUGCCAUUUGCUUAUGCUUUUAGAGACGGAGACAGUGUUUGGAAUCAGUUUAUUUUAUUUACUAUAACUCGACACACUUAUUGUAGGCUAUAUUAUAUUUUUCGUGCAUUUGAUGAUGCUAGCAUUUGGUUUCCGUGACACCAGGAACGGAGUUUCUGAGUUGCUCUGCAUGUUCCUUAGUGUCUCUCUUGCAGCCAAUGUUGUCGGUUACAAGCCAGUCAUUAUUGUCCACGGUCUAUUCGACGGCCCCAAAGACCUUUUGGGCUUGGAAUGCUUUAUCAAUAAGUCCCAUCCAGGAACAAAUGUGACAGUGAUUGACCUAUUUGACUACGAAUCCAGCUUAAAGCCAUUGUGGAAGCAAGUACAGGGCUUCAUACAGGCUGUCCUCCCCAUCCUGAAAAGUAGUGUGGAUGGUGUCCACCUCAUCUGCUUCUCCCAAGGUGGAUUGGUGUGUAGAGGAAUUCUCACCGCUCUUCCAGAGCACAAUAUUCACUCAUUUAUUUCACUGUCUUCCCCUCUAGGGGGCCAAUAUGGAGAAACGGAAUACCUGAAAAUACCUCUUUUCUCAAAAUUCAUAAAGCAACAGGUCCAUCAAUUCUGCUACUUGCCCAUGGGACAAAUGAUCUCUAUCUGCAACUUCUGGAAAGACCCCCACUAUAUACACCAGUAUGUGAGAAGAAGUGAAUAUCUAGCAGUGCUGGACAGUGAGAGGAUUAACCCCAGUGCAGAAAUCUGGAAGAAGAACUUCCUGCGCAUUAGGAAACUGGUUUUGAUCGGAGGACCAGAUGAUGGGGUCAUCACUCCUUGGCAGUCCAGCCAUUUUGGGUUUUAUGAUGAAAAUGAAGAUGUUGUUGGGAUGAAGGACCAGGAUGUGUAUGUGAACGAUGUGUUUGGGCUGAAGACACUGGAUGCUAGAGGAGACUUGGUUGUGUGUGUGUUUUCUGGAGUGAAGCAUACCAGUUGGCACUCCAAUGAAACGGUGUACUAUGGCUGCAUAGAUAAGUGGCUCACAUAAAGCGUGAUCAUUGUGACCGGCUAAAACAUGCUAUGCACAUAUUACUGCAGAAUGAUCAUGUUUGCAUGUAUGUGCACAAGCUUACAUAUACGUGAACAUGCAUAAACACAAACUUGCUUUUGUUCCCAUUUCAUUGUUUCUGAUAACCAUUAAUAGUGGUAGAAAUAAAGUUGAAGGGCUUUAUUAAGAAUAAGUUAUUUACACAUGGAAAUUUAAAUGAAAGUUCUAACACGCAUAGAUUAGUCAAAAGCAUUCUGUUGAUUUUUUUUUUUCUUUUAAACUUCUACUAUAUUGUUUCAAAAAUGCAAUAUUCUUGUUCAUGAUCCUAUUGCUCUCUCUGAUGCUUGUUCUUAAGGUUAUGUAAGGGGAAAUCAAAUGUUGCUCAUAAAAUCAUAAUGUAUUUAGUUUUUUUUCUGUACUGUAAUGAUGGACUAACAAUUUAUUGUCGGUUGGGGAAAUAACGUACCUGUAUUUCAGAGUCUAUCAUGCAACCAGAAACAAAAUAACCAAUUUAUUCACCAUGCAGGCGUUGCACAACUAUAAUUCACUUCACUGAUAAACAACCAUGACACUUUAGUUGAAGUGGUUAAAUAUUUUGAUGUAUUCAUAUUGUUGUGCCUCCCUUUGAGAAAAUAAAAAAAAUAAAAAAAUACAUUUCAAAAGUG
Messenger RNA from Conger conger (European conger), 1938 nucleotides. Its product is annotated as lysosomal thioesterase PPT2-A-like. The transcript is spliced from 8 exons. The record is from RefSeq and is a predicted model, not a curated record. NCBI's taxonomy places the organism in Eukaryota, Metazoa, Chordata, Actinopteri, Anguilliformes, Congridae. Gene Ontology annotation, cellular component: lysosome. Gene Ontology annotation, molecular function: thiolester hydrolase activity. The coding region runs from base 371 to 1273 and encodes 300 amino acids.